Molecule: messenger RNA, 501 nt
Organism: Aspergillus wentii DTO 134E9
Lineage: Eukaryota; Fungi; Ascomycota; Eurotiomycetes; Eurotiales; Aspergillaceae
Product: E2 ubiquitin-conjugating protein UBC7
Exons: 2
Coding region: 1-501 (166 amino acids)
Cellular component (GO): cytosol; endoplasmic reticulum
Source: RefSeq, a predicted model, not a curated record
AUGUCAUCCGUUGCACAAAAGCGUCUUUUCCACGAGUACAAGAAUCUGUCCACAAACCCACCUGACGGCAUUACCGCCGGCCCAGUCACGGAAGAUGACAUGUACCAUUGGGAAGCUCUCAUCCAAGGACCCGAAGGCACGCCGUUCGAAGGUGGUAUAUUCGCAGCUGAGCUCAAGUUUCCCAGAGAUUAUCCGUUGAGUCCUCCGACCAUGAAGUUUGUUGGGGGUGGGGUUUGGCAUCCUAAUGUCUAUCCCAACGGAACAGUUUGCAUCUCUAUUCUUCAUCCCCCUGGUGAUGACCCGAACCAUUACGAGCAUGCGUCGGAGCGGUGGUCGCCUAUUCAGAGCGUGGAGAAGAUUUUGAUUUCCGUCAUGAGCAUGUUGGCUGAGCCAAACGAUGAGAGCCCGGCUAAUGUCGAGGCGGCCAAGAUGUGGAGAGAGCGGAGAAAUGAAUAUGAGAAGAAGGUUCGGGAUGAAGUUAGGAAGGGAUUGGGCUUGUGA